This is a messenger RNA of Saccostrea cuccullata (small rock oyster), 5421 nucleotides long. RefSeq lists its product as uncharacterized. The coding region runs from base 804 to 5048 and encodes 1414 amino acids. The transcript has 2 exons. Gene Ontology annotation, molecular function: nucleic acid binding; zinc ion binding. NCBI's taxonomy places the organism in Eukaryota, Metazoa, Mollusca, Bivalvia, Ostreida, Ostreidae. The record is from RefSeq and is a predicted model, not a curated record.
GCACAUGCUACCGUAGUUGGAACUCUUUUGUACAAUGAGGUAAUCUUGUAUCAUUUGCGUUAUUUUUAUGUUCAUGGCGGCAAGCACAUGGUGCGACUUAGCCCUCACAUCCUUGCGAGAAUAAGGCACAAGGAGUUUCACGGUGAAGUUUGGUAUCUUGUGACACUGCGGCGGGAAUACCCGUAUUUUUGUUUUGAAUUAAACUUCAUCAGUUAAAACCUAAGUAAACCUUAUUUUAUCUACGAGAGGGCCGAUCCAUAACCGCACAUCUCUGCCGUUACAGUGAAACUCCUUUCCAGGGUAAAACGGUGAGUGUGACCUAUGGAAGCUUAAAGACGCCACUACCUUCUGACUUCACAAUAUUUGCGAUACAUGAUGUUUCUGUGAUGAUGUGUAACUGUGAACGGAACAUAAUUUGCGAUUUAUGUUGAUGACAUUAACUGUGUGAAAAUUGUAUGGUGACACGUUUGCGUUAUAAAGUGACAAUUUUAGCAUUACUAUACAUAACAUAUUUGUGACUGUGUGUUAGUAAACAGUGUGCUAUUAAUUGAUUAAUGCCAUUGAUUAGUGCUAGGUAUUUAUUAUAUCUGUGCAUAUGAACAAUUAUCAAGACUGUGCUCUAGAUUGGAACUGUAUUGACUCUUGUUGCAAAUGUUGAUUUGUAUUUAAUAUGUAUACAUGUGCAUGUAUUUACCUUGUGUGCUAGGGGAAGGUUCUGAUAUUUUAUUGCAAUAUUUUAUCACAUAGUCAGUAGGUAACAUUGUAUUGUAUCUAAGUUUAUACCCCCUAACUGUGUUACAAACAUGUCGAAUGAAGAGAUGUCCUAUACAGAUGCACUUUCAUCUAUCCCCCCUGAAACAAAGGAAGACAACAACACAGGUAACGACAAGGAAAAUGUUAAAACAACUUCUGAGGAAACGUCUAAGGACUCCGGACAAGCAAGUCAAAGCAAUACAUUAAAUAUGCGUGAGCGCAAGAUGACUAUGAAAGGUUUGGAAUGGCAAGUUGAUCAGAUAUGCUCAAACUUUAAGCUCAAAGCUACAAAAUGGCGGAAGUGCGCAGCUUCUAUUGAAGUUCUUAUUUCGGAUUCGAAGGAUACCUCUACUAUCAGACAAGAAAGAGACGUUCUUAUUAGUAUUACGACUAGUCUGAAUGAAAUCCUUGAAAGAUUGAAACAAAUGCUAACAAAUGAAGAAGACGAGAAGUACAGAAAUUUAGUUGAUCAAUACCAGGGGAGGAUCGAGAUUAUUCUAGGAGAUAAUCACACAUUAAUGAGAGACAUUACAAAUUGCUUGAGAGAAAUAGAGUUUGACUCUGUCUCCAGGAUUUCAGGUAGAUCGCACAGCAGUCGUACAUCAAGGUCAACGAGGGUUUCCAAUACCUCCAGAGGUUCCAGGAAGUCAGUAGAUACAGUCAUGGAGGCAGCAGCGCUGAAGACAAAACUGAUGUACAUUGAUGAAGAAGCAAAACGCAAGGCAGACCUUGAAAGGAUCAGAACCCAAAAGGAGCUUGAUAUAGCGCAGGCUAAGUUAGAAGCACUUGAGAGUUUGGAAGGUAAUGAACCAUUCUCGUACAGUGAAUUUAAACAUUCGAUUCCAGAGCUUGACUCCAAGGAACGUGUGAAAAGGUUCAUUGAUACUCAGGUUAGGCCAUCAGAAGCGAAGGUCAAGAUAGAACCAGUAUCGGAUGUACCACCUAUUUUGCAUAGGAACCUCAUUCCCCCAGUAUUUACUCCUCACACACAACAGGAAUACGUCGACACUAGUACUGCCUCAAGAGUACCCUUAAGCAACAUAGACUUGCAGUCACUUAGCAAUCCUACACCCGUUAGUAAAGAUGACAAACACAUAGAGCAGGGCUUAUUAGAUCUGGCUACUUCACUAGCGAAGCAAGUGAGUCUUAGUCGUUUACCCCCUCCGGAACCUACCAUUUUCCUAGGAGAUCCGUUGAAGUACCCAAGUUGGAAGGCAUCAUUUCAAACACUCAUUGAGCAGCGUCAGAUUCCAGAUUCAGAGAGGAUACAUUAUUUGAAAAAGUAUCUGGGUGGGCCAGUGAAAGAUGUCAUAGAGAACUAUUUUCUGUUAUCAACAGAUGAUGCGUAUGAGGAGGCUAAAGGACUGCUAGACCAAAGAUAUGGUAACCCAUUCAUUGUUGCCAAUGCAUUCCGUGACAAACUGGAUAAAUGGACAAAGAUAAGCUCGAGAGAUGGUGUUGGACUGCAGCGAUUUGGUGAUUUUCUCAAGCAGUGUUAUACGGCCAUGCAGAGUAUUGGAAGCUUGAACAUUCUCAAUGAUGACAGAGAGAACAGAAGACUGCUGAGCAAACUUCCAGACUGGCUUGUGACAAGAUGGGGUAGGAUCGCCACACAGUAUAGAGAAGAAAGAAUGGAAUUUCCACCAUUCAAGAAUUUCAUGGAAUUUAUCGUGAAAGAAGCCAAGAUUGCGACAGACCCUAUUACCUCCAUAGAGUCUGUAAAGAAGUCUGAACUCACCCAAUCAGAGCCGAGUAAACCACGACCUGAUGUCAGGGUACGACAGCGAGGUGCAGCUGACUAUGGAAAACGAUCUUUCCUGACAGACGUUGACGAGAAUCAGCCCGCAAAUGUGAACGUAGCAAAUAGAAGUGACAGAGGGAGAAACUGUGUUUUGUGUGAAGGGAAUCAUGAACUAGAUGACUGUAAACAGUUCUUAGCGAAGAGUCUGGAAGGAAGAAAACAGUACGCAAAGCAGAAAGGUCUGUGUUUUGGGUGUUUACAUUCGGGUCAUCUAUCAAGGAAGUGUCGUCAGAGGAAAAGAUGCAAAACUUGUUCCAAGUUUCACCCCUCAUCUUUACACGGGGACAUCCAUAGACGAGAACAGCACCAGGUUACAGAGGAGGUGGAUAAGGCAGCAGUGCCAAAGGAAAAUUCGUCAGGAACAACACUUAUGAAUCACUCCGGAGCAUCUAGUAAAAGUACCAUGAUACUUCCAGUUUAUGUGUCACAUAAAGAGAACCCAGAAAGAGAGAGGUUAGUGUAUGCGCUACUUGACACGCAAUCAGAUACAACCUUUAUUCUGGAGAAGACUUCAAGGGCCCUUGGACUUACAGGUAGACCUGUGAAGCUCAUGCUAUCUACUAUGUAUGCAGAGAACAAGGCCAUAGAUAGUUGUAAGAUUGGAGGACUUGUUGUACGUGGCUUCAAUAGUGAACACAGGAUAAGAUUACCGGAGACUUAUACAAGAGCUAUCAUGCCUGCCAACAGAUCCCAUAUCCCGACACCGGAAGUUGCGAGAAGGUGGCCUCAUUUGGAGGCUAUUGCAGAUGAACUCCUACCGCUGACUGAUUGCGAAGUUGGAUUACUUAUUGGUUACAACUGUGUGAAGGCCUUGACGCCUAGAGAUGUUAUCGUUCCAUCCGAAGACGGACCUUAUGGUCAACGCACUGACUUGGGAUGGAGUGUAGUAGGCAUAAUGGAGAAUGACAGUUCAACGGAAUGGGAAGAGGAUCCCAUAGGAAUUAGUCAUCGUAUUGUUGCGUGCGACGUGCCUACAGAAUUGUGUACAUCUGAAGCAUCAAGGCAAGACCAUGUUGUAUUUUCAGUAAGGAACAAGAUAAAGGAAGUAAUCAACCCUGAAGAGGUAGUUAGGAUGCUUGAAGUGGAUUUUAGUGAGAACUUUAGCAGUUCAAAACAUGUUUCCUACGAAGACAGAAAAUUUCUGGAUAUCAUGGAAAAGGGGAUUCAUAAGUGUGAUGGACAUUAUGAAAUGCCACUGCCUUUCCGAGAAGCAAUGCCAUACCUGAGCAAUAAUAGAGACAUGGCAUUUCAGCGACUUCAAGGCUUGCGGAAACGACUUGAGAAAGACGCAAAGUAUAGCGAGCAUUACGUUUCCUUUAUGAAAGAGCUGAUAUCAAAUGGUUUUGCGGAAAGAGUACCGAAGACGGAAAUUGGUGUGGAUAGUGGUCAGGAGUGGUAUAUCCCACAUCAUGGUGUAUAUCAUCCGCAAAAACCAGGAAAGCUGCGUGUAGUCUUCGAUUGCAGUGCAAGGUAUAUGGGGCAGUCAUUGAAUGACCAUUUGCUGCAAGGACCUGACAUGAUGAAUAUGCUUUUUGGAGUUUUGUGUAGAUUUCGCAAAGAGCCAGUGGCCUUUGUUUGUGAUAUUGAGCAGAUGUUUCAUCAGUUCAAGGUGAAUGUUGAACAUAGAAAUUACCUACGAUUCUUGUGGUGGGAUGAUGGCAAUUUCAAUAAGGAUCCUACUACUUAUAGAAUGACUGUACAUCUAUUUGGAGCAGUAUCUUCUCCAGGAUGCGCCAACUUUGGCUUGAGACAAGCUGCCACAGACGGAGAGCUUCAGUUUGGGUCUGAUGUUGGGAACUUCAUCAAACGAGACUUCUAUGUUGACGACGGACUGAAGUCGGUAGCUACUCCAGAGGAAGCCAUUAGCAUCAUAGAGAGAAGCAAAGAGUUGUGCAGCAGAAGUGGUUUGAAGUUACACAAGUUCCUCUCAAACUCAAAGGAAGUUUUGGAGAGCAUUCCAGUUGAAGAAAGAGCAAAGGGACUAGCAGAUAUUGACAUACACCAUGACAAGCUUCCCAUGGAAAGAACUUUAGGUAUACAGUGGUGUAUUCAGACAGACGCAUUUCAGUUCAAGAUUACACUGAGAGACCGUCCUCUUACUAGACGAGGGGUUUUGUCGACCUUGAGUUCCGUAUUUGACCCCCUUGGAUUCAUAGCACCUUUCGUCCUAGUUGGGAAACAAAUCUUGCAGGAAAUGUGUAGAAACCAGACAGAUUGGGAUAGCCCUCUUCCAGAGAACUUGAGGCCAAGAUGGAGAUGUUGGAGAAAUGAUCUUGAGCAGCUUGGUUCCUUGGAAAUCAAGAGAUGUCUAAAACCCGAGAACUUUGGAGAUGUUGUUGUAGCUGAGCUACACCAUUUCUCAGAUGCGAGCACUAUUGGGUAUGGCCAGUGCUCAUAUCUUCGUCUCAUCGAUGACAAGCAGCAAGUACACUGCUCUUUAGUUAUGGCAAAAUCCAGGGUCACGCCACUCAAGCCAGUAACCGUACCUCGUUAGGAACUUACUGCUGCGCUCGUUUCUGUUAAGGUCAGCUCCCAACUUCUAGAAGAGCUUGAAAUUAGCAAUGUUGUCGAAUGGUUCUGGACAGAAAGCACUGUUGUUCUUGGAUACAUUGCCAAUGAUUCCCGACGAUUUCAUGUUUUUGUUGCUAACAGACUUCAACAGAUUCGUGAUCACACAGAACCAUAUCAGUGGAACUAUAUCAGUUCAGCAGAGAAUCCAGCAGACAUGGCAUCACGUGGUGUUACAGCUGAUGAGUUACGAAAGAGGAAAGAAUGGUUCAGAGGACCCAAGUUUCUAUGGGAGUCCAAUUUACCAUUUACUGGUCAGCCUGUCAGCAAGCCAACUAUAUCCGACGAUGACCCAGAGG